AUGAGUACAGAUUUCAUCAGAGAAAACUUGAAGAAAAGAAAACAAAGAUACGAUGUUUGGCUGGAACUUAUUGAAGAACUAAAUGCUGCGCAGAAUAGGGCUGAUAAAUUCGAAGAGGAGAAAACGCAACUAGAAAAAGUCCUAGCCGAAGAAUCACGCUCAUCCCCUCGCGAAUCUGCAGUUUCUGGCGAAUCUGACUCUGUUAGAUCUGCGCGAAUUUCCCAUCUCGAGCAAAAAUGCUUCAAUCUCCAAGAAGAACUGACCGAGCUUCUCCGCUCGAAAGCGUCCACGGCCGAAGAAUUGUCGCGAAAAAAAGACCUCGUUUCCGAACUCGACGAUAAGCUCCGCCUUUUGCAAAUUGAAAAUGACGAGAAAAACAUGAAACUUCAAAAUUACCAAAACGGCGCGGAAAAUAGCGAAGAAGCGAUUCGCGAGCUAAAACGAAAUCAUCAAGUGCUUCUCGACGAACAUGCAGCUUUGCAGCUUGCAUAUUCGCAACUGGAAAAACAAAUCAGGGCGAGAGAGCAAAUAGCCGAAUACGCGAAUGCAGAAGCAAUAGCUGCCGCAAAAUUGAAGGAUUUGCAGAAAAAGAUCGACGCAGAAAAUCUGAUCCGAGACGCGACUAAAGGAGUUCUACCGGAUGCGAAAAUAACGUACACCGCUAGGAGCUCUCCGCCGAUCAAGAAGAUCAAUCAAUUCGAAGCUAACAAUGGAGAGGUCUUCGAGGUCAAGUUCAGUCCUGACGGGGCGCACUUGGCCACAGCUGGCGAAGACAAAUGUGUCAAUAUUUACAACGUCAGAAAUCCUGCUUCGAGAAUCGAAUCCCCUGUUCUCACACUAAAAGGUGCAAAUGCUGCUAUUACGAGUCUCAGUUUUUCAAAGAACAGAAGACACUUGUUGGGCUCGUCGAAUGAUCAAGCCGCGCGAGUUUGGGAUCUGUCCUCGGGCAAGAUUGUUCAGUCACUUACCGGCCAUCAGGGACCUGUAACUACAGCACGAUAUCUAACACAAAGCACGGCCGUGACAGGCUCACAAGAUCGUACAGUUCGACUUUGGGAUUUGACGAAAACCUCGUGCACAAAAACCCUCUGGCCUGGAUCAAAGUGCAUCGACGUCUGUAACGGUUCGAUGGACGGUUCACUCAUCAUGUCGGCGCAUUACAACAAACAAAUUCACGUGACGGACAUUCGAGCUUCGGCAAAAGAUGAAAAGCAAGUGAUCAGUUUGUCUGGUCGACCGACCGGUAUUGCUGUUCCAGCGGAUUUUGGUCAGUCGUUACUGGCAUUGACGCGAAACAACGACUUGGCGGUCAUUGAUCUAAGACAGAUGCAAGUGCGAAUAACACUCAGCGAUCUUCAGAACGACUUCAGAGUUACUGCUGAUUACUCAAGAUGUUCUCUUUCGCCUUGUGGAGGACUAGCACUGGCAACAGGUCAGGAUGGGCGAAUCUCCUGCUGGGACGUAAAUACAGGAAGACUACUCGACGGAGCAAAUGCCGAAUCCGCCGGAAAUCUCAUCUCAUGCGACUGGAGUUCCCGCCUCGUUGCCACUGGUUCCAAAUCAAAAACUGUCGUACUUUGGUCCGAUUAA
Molecule: messenger RNA, 1590 nt
Organism: Oikopleura dioica
Lineage: Eukaryota; Metazoa; Chordata; Appendicularia; Copelata; Oikopleuridae
Source: the annotation of a GenBank genome assembly